This is a messenger RNA of Lindgomyces ingoldianus, 1469 nucleotides long. RefSeq lists its product as uncharacterized. NCBI's taxonomy places the organism in Eukaryota, Fungi, Ascomycota, Dothideomycetes, Pleosporales, Lindgomycetaceae. The coding region runs from base 354 to 1424 and encodes 356 amino acids. The record is from RefSeq and is a predicted model, not a curated record. The transcript has a single exon.
CAUUAGUGACAUUCUCGUCUUAUUAGAUCCCUUUACGUUUGUUUUAUCAUUAAGUUUCAUUCGGCAGAAAGCCAAUUCGUGGGCUACGAUGAAGUUGGAGCCCCACAUUACUAAGCUCAGGUUCUCGAAGCGAGUUGUUCCAUGCAAAACCAAAGCGACCGACAACUCUAGUAUUGGCUGGCUUGCUGUGGGGAUCUCAUUCCCCCCCAAAAUUUGGUUUAGUGGGGAUACUUCUUCGCACUUCGUGUGUAUAAGGGUCAUUCCCCCCGCCCAAGUUUGGCCUGUUGUUUGGCCUGUUUGCGUACCUGAGCCGAUAGAUCACUUCCUCAAGAUCGUCCUAAAGUGCAUCGAAAAUGUCCAAUACACCUUCAUCAACCCUCCAUCCACCGUACGCAAAUCUUAAUGUCCUGUUCUGCCACCCGCGAACGUCCUCUCACCUUCUUGCAAAAAUUCUCAACCUCCCAGCGCAACCUCAUAUUCACCAACAUGCCAGUGAUGGGUAUUUCUUUCUUCGGCCAACCGGUCUACGCUUUCAGAAAGGUCUCGCGGGCAAAAAUGUCGCUUCCUGGACUGAGGAAGAGAAGGAAGCGAUGAAGGAAGCUUUUCAGAAGAGUUAUGAGGAUCUAGAGAAAUUUGUGCAAGAGGCAAAAUACGAGGGAAAGGGAAUUUAUGUCAAGGAGCAUGUUCUCUGGACAGUCGAACCCGUUUCAGAGUCUAUGUUCUUGUAUGGCCCCGGCUGUACGACCAGGGAACCCUGGUACGCUAUCACAAUCCGCACAUCCGCUAAUAUCCUUGAAAAAGAGAUGGAAAGCAGAAAGUCAGAAGGAAACGAGACUUGCCUCCCAGACUCAUUCCUAAGGAAACUGAAGCCCACGUUCUUAAUCCGCCACCCGGCUCUUGCAUUCCCAUCAAACCUCCGAACUGCCAUCGAUAACGAAGGCAUUGAAACUGUGAAACGUGCACAUGGGAUCCAUACCUGGGAAAUGACAUAUCACUGGCUCCGCGCGCUGUAUACUUGGUACGAUUCGCAUCUUCCACCUGAGCAACGUACUACAAAUAUUCCGGAGAUCACAUUUCCGAUUUUGCUCGAUGCAGACGACAUCACAAAUCCAUCUCACAUUCGCAGAUACACGGAAGCGAUUGGUUUAGACCCAAGCCUCCUCCGGUAUGAGUGGGAAGCAGCAAGUGAGCAUGAACUAGAUGGUAUUGGGAGUAUGGAGAAGCGGAUGAAGGAGACGAUUCUGAAGAGUACAGGGAUUGUGAAGGGGAAGACGAGUGCGGAUCUGGUGAUUGGGGAUGAGAAAAGGAAGUGGAGAGAGGAAUUUGGAGACGAUUUGGGGCAAAGGUUGGAGGGGUGGGUAGAUGGUGCAUUGGAGGAUUGGGAGUGGUUAAGAGGGAGAGCUCUGCGGAUUUAUGGGAGCUAAAGGGCGCAGCAUAUAGAGGUCAUAAUACAUGCAUAGCGAAAGGGA